Oryzias latipes (Japanese medaka) is the source of this 963-nucleotide messenger RNA. RefSeq names its product angiotensin II receptor-associated protein (gene agtrap). Gene Ontology annotation, biological process: regulation of blood pressure; angiotensin-activated signaling pathway. Lineage: Eukaryota; Metazoa; Chordata; Actinopteri; Beloniformes; Adrianichthyidae. Gene Ontology annotation, cellular component: plasma membrane. The record is from RefSeq and is a predicted model, not a curated record.
ACAUGGUCUGGAGGAGGAGGAGGAGGAGGAGGCUUUCGCGCGGAGGUCGGUGCAGGAGCCGCGGCUCCUCUUUGCAGACUCGGAACCGUUCGGUCCAAACGGAACCGUCAUCAUGGAGGUUCCUGCCAUCAACCUGAAGGCCAUCGUCCUGGUGCACUGGCUGCUCACUGUUUGGGCGUGCAUGGCGUGGCCCUCCUUGUCCUUCAUGUGGGGGAACUUCAGCGUCUUGGCGGUGGGCGUGUGGGCCAUCGCUCAGAGGGACUCGGUGGACGCCGUCCUCAUGUUUCUGGUGGGCAUCACGGUGACCAUUCUGACCGACAUCAUCCACUUCGGAGUCUACUUUUCCCCCGGCCUCUUCGACUCCAGCGUGUUCCGCUUCAGUGCGGGGAUGGCCAUCCUCAACCUGCUGCUCAAACCCGUGUCCUGCUUCUUCGUGUACCAGAUGUACCGCGAGCGGGGGGGCGAGUACAGCGUCAACUUUGGUUUUCCCUCGGUAUCACGGAACAGAGAAGCCUAUCAGUCCAUCGACCAGCAGGACGAGUCGUCCAGCCCACCAAACCCCUUCAACCAGGCCCAGGACACCACCCGACCAGGAGUCCGCACGUACUGAGCGCCGCCGGACGCCAACCGCGCAGCCUUCUCUCUGACUUUAUAUGCAGCGACGGGCGACGAAUGUGUGCAAAACCCCACAAAUCCUUCUGGUGAAUAAAUACUUGGGGUGAACUCUUCAUCUUCCAGUGAAUGUCGUGUUUUCAGGAGGAAAUCUGAACCUCCUGCUGCUCGUCUGCUGUUACCAACGCGAUUCCAGUCAAGCUGUCAAGUAGAUUAUUUUUUACGUGGCAUUUACAGACGGUUACAGACAGUUCUGUGAGUUAUAGUCGUACCUUUUUGCAGUAUUUUAUGACUAUUUUGCAGAAACUCUUUGCUUUAACAAACUGAAAUAAAUGUUUGACCGAAAACUCA